Kluyveromyces lactis is the source of this 2580-nucleotide messenger RNA. It is a transcript of the gene UTP14, whose product is annotated as Utp14p. The record is from RefSeq and is a predicted model, not a curated record. Gene Ontology annotation, cellular component: nucleolus; small-subunit processome. Lineage: Eukaryota; Fungi; Ascomycota; Saccharomycetes; Saccharomycetales; Saccharomycetaceae. Bases 1 to 2580 code for a protein of 859 amino acids. The transcript has a single exon. Gene Ontology annotation, biological process: rRNA processing.
AUGGCAAAGAGACCUAGAAGUACUGGCCGUACAAAAAAGCAGUCUAAGAGAAGAGCUUUCUCUGCUUUGGAAAUCGCGAGAAGAGAACUUGAAGGUGAUGAUAGUUCAUCAGAUAAUGAAACCGGAAAACACGGUGCCAUUCUAAAUGCUAGGAAAAAAGAGGAUGCAGAUUCUGGUGAGGAUAGUUUCGAAGAUGAAGAACUAGACUCUGAUGAGGCUCUAGGAUCCGAUGAUGAUUACGAUGUUUUAAGUUCCAAAUUCUCACAGACCAUCAGAGACCAAAAAAAGGCAAAGAAGAAUGUCCCUAAGUACUACGAUUCAGAAGAAGACGAUGGUGGAUAUACUUCUAUAGAAGAGGAUGAGUUAGUGUCAUUAUCUGCAGCCUGGGAUAUGGACGAUAAGGAAUCUAAGGGCGAUGAUGAUGCUGAUUCGAAAUUAAAUCUAAAUGAUAACCUAUCAGACCAAGAAACUAGUGCCUCAGAAGAGUCCUCGAGCGAAGAGGAAGAAGUCAGCGAAGAGGAAGAUCCAUUUGCAGAUAUUUCUGAAGACGAGGAUGAGACAAACCUAAGUAAUGUUGUCACUUUACUAAACAAAGAUAAAGACAAGAAACAGAUGAAAAAACUUGAGAAUUAUACUGUUGGAGAGGAAAACGAAUUUGCUCUUCCAACCAAUAAAUCUGGUGAUAAGUUAGAUAUUUCUGCUAUGUUGGCUGCUGUCGAUGACCCAUUAGUAUCGCAAAAGGCUAGUCUACUGAAAGGGAAGCAAACUGCCUUGGCUACUCCUCUACCGCAAAGAAUUCAAAAGAGGUUGGAAAGAAAGGCAGCAUAUGAAAUCUCCAAGGAUGAAGUUAAUAAAUGGCAGGAUGCAGUUCAGCAUUUAAGACAAGCAGAACACAUAUCAUUUCCUUUGAAUCCAGAAACUCAACAUAACGAAUCGAAUGUCUUCAUCAAGGAACAGCCUAAUGUUGAAACUGAAGUGGAAUCCAAGGUCUCAGCAGUACUAGAAAAGAGCGAUCUGGCUGCUCCUUUGAAAGAAUCUACUUUCGAAGAAAUUGAGACUGCUAAGAUGACGCCUGCCGAAAUGAAGAAGAGAACAGCUGAAUUGAGACUCAUGAGAGAAUUGAUGUUCAGAGAAGAAAGAAAGGCUAAGAGAAUAAAGAAGAUAAAGUCAAAGGCAUAUCGCCGUAUAAAGAAGAAAGAAAUGCUUAAAAAUCAAGAAUUUAUUGAGUCAGAUGAAAGUGACACUGAUCAUGAUAUAGCAAGAGCUAAGGAAAGAAUGACGUUAAAGCACAAGACACAAGGAAAAUGGGCUAAGGAUAUGAUCAAGCAUGGUAUGACUAAGGACAAAGAAACAAGGGAAGAGAUGGAAGAAAUGCUAAGGCAAGGUGAAAGAUUGAAGGAAAAAAUUCUUGGCAGAGACGGCGAUGAACAGAGUGCAGAUGAAGACAUAGAUACACUAGAAGCUGACGGGAAUGAUGCUGAUUCGGAGGAGGAAUCCUCGGCCAGAGAAAAGGUUGGUAAAACCGGUGUUCUCAAUAUGGCUUUUAUGCGGAAUGCAGAAGCGAGGGAAAAAGAGGCUAAUGAAGAACAGCUAAAGGCACUUAGAGAUAUGGAAAGAAAUGGUGAAGCUGACAUUUUCGAUGCUGGUGAGAAUAGCAAUGCUAACAAGACUUUGAACCAAGGUAGAAGAGUAUAUACACCAGGAACCGCUGAAUCCCGUGAAGAAUUGACCAAGUUGAAUAAUGAAAUUGCGGAGGAAAUUGAAAUCGAUCAAUCAAAAUCACUAGUCAGUCGUUUAUCUAAGGAUCAAAAGAAAUCUAACUCCAAAUCAAAGUCAACUAAGAAAGACUCAUCCAGUGAAACCGAUGUAAAUGCUAAUCCAUGGUUGAAUGAUAGUGAUGAUGAAAGUAAUGUCAAAAAAUCAUCCAAGGUUCACGUAGUUGAUCAAGACAGUUCCCAGUUAUCUAAAGCUGCGCACAAGAUCAGAAAAGAGAUGGUAAAACAAAGCAAGAAGAAACCCAGUUCCACAAAAGAUGAAGACGUUCUACUUGAUCUUGAGGAUAGCAACACUUUGAACAUCGUUGAUGCUUAUGGUGGUUCUGAUGAUGAAACUUCUACAAAUACCAUGUUUAAACAACAAGAGGUCAUAGCCGAUGCAUUCGCUGGGGACGAUGUUGUUUCUAAAUUUGAAGAGGAAAAAAGGAGAGUCGCUGUUGAUGAAGAUGAUAAGGAAGAGGACGUCACAUUGCCUGGCUGGGGUGAUUGGGCCGGUGCUGGUGCUGAAACCAAAAGAAAGCGGAAAUUCAUCAAGAAGACGAAAGGUGUGGUGGAAAAAGACAAAAGAAGAGACAAAUCAUUGAAGAACGUCAUCAUAAAUGAGAGAGUUAACAAAAAGAACUUAAAAUAUCAAUCGUCCUCUGUCCCUUUCCCAUUCGAAAGCAGAGAACAAUACGAAAGAUCUUUAAGAAUGCCACUAGGGCAAGAAUGGACUUCCAGAACAUCUCAUCAAAAGAUGAUAAAGCCAAGAAUUUUGACCAAGGGAAGUACAGUUAUAGACCCAUUAAAAGCGCCUUUCAAAUAG